This is a messenger RNA of Brassica napus (rape), 492 nucleotides long. RefSeq lists its product as uncharacterized. The coding region runs from base 1 to 492 and encodes 163 amino acids. Gene Ontology annotation, molecular function: aspartic-type endopeptidase activity. The transcript has a single exon. Gene Ontology annotation, biological process: proteolysis. The record is from RefSeq and is a predicted model, not a curated record. NCBI's taxonomy places the organism in Eukaryota, Viridiplantae, Streptophyta, Magnoliopsida, Brassicales, Brassicaceae.
AUGCCUCACGACGAUGCCCUAGUCAUCACGUUGGAGCUUGCGGGCACCAUCUUCUCAAAGAUUCUCGUCGACACUGGAAGCGCCGUCAACGUCGUUUCACAAAAGACACUACCAUUGAUUAGUCAACUGACCCCUGUAAUUGAUCACGAAACGACUCCCCUCAAUAAUUUUGAAGGAAAUUCGGCCCAAUCACUCGGGAUCGUGCCACUAACCACCAGAACUUACGACGUCAAACUAGAGACUCAGUUCACCGUAGUUGAUCAUUUCAUGCCCUUCGAUGCCAUCGUAAGACGUCCCUGGCUACACCAGAUGAGGGCGGUCCCUUCGGUUUACCACCAAUGCUUGAAGUUUUUAUCACUGACCGGCGAAAAAACCAUACGCGGGAGCCAGAAACAAUCCCGAGCCUGCUAUAUGACCGGAUUCCAGAAGAUGCCCCCGCGAGGAGUGAACGUCUCACUCGUCCAUGAUCUCACGGUAAAAGACCCCGCCUAA